CACUUCGAUGUCUUGCCCACAGAAAUUGUGCCAGUUACAUAACACUAUUGCAUGGUAGGAAGAGCAGUGUAAAAGCCGUUUUGUAUUUCACGGAUGCGCCUUUCAUAUUGGAAUCGUCCCCUCGUUACUGCUUUACAUGAGGUUUUGGUGUUUCUGUGGUGGACUCCAGGAGGAGGUGGGCAGCAGCAGCAGGUGAUCAUUAGCUUUUUCCUGGGGCGCAGAUGGGAUACAUCAGACUUCAGAUAGGGCCUGGCUGGGAGAGGGAGUGAGAAUGGACAACCUUUCCGACUUUGGGUCCCUAUGUCCGUCCAGCAGGAGGGAAUGGGACACCAGCAGCUGUGUGGACGAUUUGAUGGAUGAAGAUGAUAAAGACAGGGCAAAAAGGGCAUCUCGGAACAAAUCAGAAAAGAAAAGAAGAGACCAAUUCAAUGUGCUCAUCAAGGAGCUAUGCACCAUGCUGCAGGGCCAAGGCCAUCCACGCAAGAUGGACAAGUCUACCAUACUGCAGAGAACUAUCGACUUCCUGCAGAAACAGAAAGAAAUCACAGCACAGACAGAGUCAUGUGAGAUCCGGCAGGACUGGAAGCCUUCGUUCCUCAGUAAUGAGGAGUUCACCCAGUUGAUGCUGGAGGCUUUAGACGGUUUCCUCAUAGCACUAACUACAGAUGGAAACAUUAUAUAUGUGUCCGACAGUGUGUCUUCACUCAUUGGCCAUUUACCGUCAGAUAUGGUGGACCAAAAUAUCUUGAACUUCCUCCAUGAGUGUGAGCAUGGGGAGGUCUAUAAGCUGCUAUCAUCCCACAUGCUGAUGACUGACCCCAUCUCUGCUGACAUCCUGGACAGUAAGACACACAUUGAGUUCUGCUGUCAUUUAGCCAGAGGAAACAGCCACCCAAAAGAACCGCCUACAUAUGAGUAUGUUAAAUUUGUCGGAGAUUUGAAGUUUCAUAACAAUGUGCCUACAUCUUCUUGUAACGGGUUUGAUUUGACAUUACCAAGAACCCUGCCGUCAUCGUUGGAAGAGCAGGUCUGCCUUGUUGCCACUGUACGAUUAGUCACUCCGCAAUUUUUAAAGGAUUUGUGUAAUGUGGAAGGUCCCUGUGAUGAAUUCACAUCCAGACACAGCCUUGAAUGGAAGUUCCUGUUCUUAGAUCACAGAGCUUCACCAAUCAUUGGGUACUUGCCCUUUGAGGUUCUUGGGACUUCUGGCUACGAUUACUAUCAUGUGGAUGACUUGGAGCUUAUAGCCCGGUGUCAUAAGCAAUUAAUGCAGUUUGGGAAGGGUAAAUCCUGCUACUAUCGGUUUCUAAGCAAGGGUCAGCAGUGGAUCUGGCUCCAGACACACUACUACAUUACAUACCACCAGUGGAACUCCAAGCCAGAGUUCAUAGUGUGCACUCACACAGUCGUCAGUUAUGCGGAGGUGCGAGCGGAGAGGAGGAGAGAGUUUGGCUUGGAGGAGACGUCCCCUGACAUGGCCACUUCGUCACCCAUGAAGGCUCAGGAGGUGUACCUGGACAUCUGUCCCAAUCUGGACCCCUCCGGACUGGACAGGAUGAGCGGGGCACGCUCAGUGUCCUCCCACAGCUCCCGGAAGUCCUCCCACACGGCCCUGUCCGACACGGCAUCAGCCAACUCAUCUUUGCGGUACACAGAUGCUUGCACACCAUCACGGCAGUCUGCAUCCAUCGCUGGGACAGAGAAGAAUUUGUCCAGACUCGCACCCAGUAGUGCAAAGUCGCAGCAACAACAACAGAAGCCACAGCAGCAGCAACAGUCCAUGUACCAGCAGCAGCCUCCUGAGCCUCAGCUAGGUGUCAUGCACCAGCUCAAGGAGCAGCUGGAGGAGAGGACACGCAUCCUGCAGAUGGACAUCAAGACUCAGCAACAGGAGCUGCAUGACAUCAAGGAGAAGCUGCAGCUGGCUAACCUCCAGAUGUUGUUACAGCAGCCGGUCCACAGUGACUUUGGCCAGGUCCAACAGCAGCAGCAACAGCCUCAGCAUCAGGGUCCAGGGAGGCCAGCCCAGCAGCAGCAGCAGGCCCAGUCUGGGGUGAUCAGGCAGGCUUCGAGCCACUCCAAACAGCCUCUUCAUGGAGCCCACGGCUCGUCCCCUCACUCUCUCCUCACAGAGCACAGCACACCCUCCCCUCAGGUGCAGCAGAGGUUGAUAAGGAGUGCAGGCGGGCAGAUGCAGGCAGUCAGUCUCCCGGUGCAGACCCAUGCCAACUUGACCAUGCCCUUCUACAGCAACCCCAUGAUGUUCUCUCAGCAGACAACCACACAGGCACUGCAGGACGUAAACCAAAGACACUCAGACUCUGAGUUUAGCCAAGAGAGACAGCUACGCAUGCUGCUCAACCAGCCAGUGCAGACACUCGUACCUGAUAGCCGUGUUAGCUCCCAGGCUUCCCAGUGCAACACAGCCAUCCAGCAAACCAAAUACACCCUGGAGCAGCAGAUGAUGACCCCGUCGUUUCCCAUGCAGCAUGUGAACUGCAACGCUGUCCUGGUCCCCUCUCCCGUCUUCACGUCCUCUAUCAUGAUCCCUCACAACAGCUUUAUCACGCACCAGGCCCAGCCCACCUACCAUUCUCAGCAGCAGGCCUGCCAGCACUCUCUGCAGCUGCAGCAGCCCCAGCAGUUCUUUCAGAUGCAGCCCCAAGGACUCUUACACAGUGGAACCACUCAGGCUUUUUUCCACACUACUAAUGUCCCACAACAAGGUACUGUCAGUUAUAUUCAACAACAACCGCAGCAGCAACAACAACCGCAACAACAACCGCAACAACAACAACAGCAGCAACAACAGCAGCAACAGCGGCAACACCACCAUUCCCAAAACCAGCCUGGCAGCCUUUCAGACUUCCGAAAUAUGCUCACUCAGUAGCACCGAAGACACAAACAGAGUGGUGAGAUAUCUUCUGAAACGUAUUGUUACAGGUUUGGUGGCAGAAUUCUAUGGGAUGCAUAGAAGACACAGCGAGGCAUAUUUGGUCCCAUGCUGUGCUGUGUUCUUCACUGUUUAAGAAGCCAUUGUGGCUUUUUUACACAUCAAAAACAAAAUGAUCAUAUUCGCUGCAGCAACAUCUCUGUCCCACUCCACUGUGCUACUGGAGGCCAUGCUUACUCGUCAUAUUUCAUCAUGACACUGCUGGAUGGAAAAAAAACGAUCAAAGUAAUCAACAGGAAAACCGUGCUGCUGUGUGAUUUCAUGCAGAUGUGUUUUCAACAAAAAGAGAGGUUGUUAGGUGAGCCUUGUUGUGCACUGACUGCACUGUGGUCAUACCAUCUGUUGUUUCCAGAGAGUAAACACAUGCAGUGAGCAUUUACUCCUUCAGAGUUGCAUCUUCAUUUCACAUGAAAAACACUUGUCUGUAGGUUAUGGUUUUGCUGUGCAUACAUAUAUUCGUUUUGACAUAGGAAGACUAUUACGAAACAGUAGUUUCAAGGAAACAUAAAGGAAGGGGUUAAUUUUGAUGAUCUUUUCAUCAAACAUUCAAUCAGCCACUCCCAGACAUAGUUGAUAUCAUUAUUAAAACACUGAAGUAUAUUCACCACUCAACACUAUUAGUCCAUGUUUGGGGAAAAAAUAUUUUGCAUGACUGACACAGCAACAAAUGUCCUCAUACAAUUACUAUUAUUUUCAUUAUAGAAUGAAAUAUUUAGACAUGAUUUUUUUCUAAGAGCGGACAAUAGUACCAAUUAAUUAUGGCAACAUUUGUAUUCAAUAAUUCAUAAAAAUCAAGCUUCAUAUUCUUUAUCCACACCUUAAUGGAAAGAGCAAACCUUAUUAGUAGACUACCAUAGCAUGUUGGUUUGUUUAUCAUACAUUUCUAAACAAAUUUAAGCUGUUCUACUGGGUGCGUUUUUAAUCAGGCAUUGAAAGAUAAGUCAAUAAGAUCUUAAUGCAUUAACAGCUACUAACAGCACAGUAACAGUAGUUUGUUGCCCAAAUCACCUAAGAACUCAUUGUUUUGUAUCAAGUGUAACAGAUGCUGCAAUGAUUAGGAAGACAUCACUAAUAUAUUGUAGUUGUCUUACAUUGUUUAUGUAUACUUUCAUAACAUAAUUCUUUUCUCAGGUUAUUUGUGGAAACAAAUAUUCUCAGUAUUACAUUAACAAUUUGUACUUGUCAUAAUUUGUUGGUUACAGUUUAAUUGUCUAUAUUUGGUCAUCUUUGCAAUUCAGCAGAAUGUUGUUGAUUUUUGGACUAUAGAGACUAUAAGUGUAUUUAUCCAUGAAUGAGUAAUUAUGUCCAUACACUGGUGAUUUUAGGAAUACUGUGUAUGAAGAAAAUACUAACCAGAGACAAAUGGCCUGCUAAUGUAAAUGACAAUCAAACUGACCACUUAAAAUAAUACUACGUAUUUCCUAUUUACUUUUUUCCCUUCAAGUUCCAUACGUUUUCCCCAAAUAACUACAACAGUAGGUAUCUGACUUGAGUUGCCCUACCCCCAUUAGAUAUUGUAAUAUUUUAAUGGGAAAGUCCUACUGUGAAACACUUAUAUCCUGUCAAACAAAGAGGGAAAUGUAUGCCUCAAUUUCCCUUUACACUCACUAGCCAUAACAAACUGGAACAACAUAUUGGAAUUCUAAUCUAAAGUAAAUGUUCCAUUUCACAUGAAGUGAAGGUUGAAAUGCAUUGUGGAGUGAUAAGAAUCUUAAAUUGUACAACGUUUAUGACAAUCCUACCAAUCUCUGCUGUGGACAUUGAGUCGCUAUCACUUCAUCGGUUACAGUCACUCUCACGAAGACUGGUGCUGUUCAUCUUGGUUGAAGAGAUCAAGUUCUAGAAUUCUUAUAGUAUGUGUCGUUUUAAUUUAGAAGAAAUGAUUUAUGCUGUUGAAAUUAUGAUUCUAGGCAAGCAUGUACUCAUGUAAAAAAAA
Oncorhynchus kisutch (coho salmon) is the source of this 4889-nucleotide messenger RNA. Its product is annotated as neuronal PAS domain-containing protein 2. Gene Ontology annotation, biological process: circadian regulation of gene expression; regulation of transcription by RNA polymerase II. Gene Ontology annotation, molecular function: protein dimerization activity; RNA polymerase II cis-regulatory region sequence-specific DNA binding; DNA-binding transcription factor activity, RNA polymerase II-specific. The record is from RefSeq and is a predicted model, not a curated record. Gene Ontology annotation, cellular component: CLOCK-BMAL transcription complex; cytoplasm; nucleus. The coding region runs from base 272 to 2890 and encodes 872 amino acids. NCBI's taxonomy places the organism in Eukaryota, Metazoa, Chordata, Actinopteri, Salmoniformes, Salmonidae. The transcript has 21 exons.